This is a messenger RNA of Ictidomys tridecemlineatus (thirteen-lined ground squirrel), 1616 nucleotides long. RefSeq names its product SFT2 domain containing 1 (gene Sft2d1). Gene Ontology annotation, cellular component: membrane. Gene Ontology annotation, biological process: vesicle-mediated transport. The record is from RefSeq and is a predicted model, not a curated record. Lineage: Eukaryota; Metazoa; Chordata; Mammalia; Rodentia; Sciuridae.
CUGUAACCAAAGGUAUUGUGAGCUGUUGUAUAUAAACUUCCUGAUUUUGUUUCAUUAUUCUUGAAAAUACAUUAUAAGCAUGUGGUCUUAUUUUUAAGUGUUAUAAUAAUAUAAGUUAGAAAUUUAAAUUUGGGGAUUUAAUUCAAGACUGUUGACAGUUGUUCAGAUUCAUUGGGAAGAUAAGUUUUAAUAGUGCCUUGGUAGUCUAAAUUCACUAGGUCAUCACUGCACUGUUCAAAGUAUGCUUCUGCUUCUUCCUACAUAGUUGGGUUAGAAUUUGCAUGGCAUGUAGCUAGUCUUUUCAUGGUGGAAGAGGUAUCUAAGGCUCUCGAGAGCUUUUUGAGAGUGGAUGUUGUCCAAAGGUACUGGUGCCUGCCCAGGCGUCCUGCUCCGGCCCUGCAGUGUCCUUUGCUGCUGCCCUCUGUAAGUCUUGCAGUCACCCACUGGGGAGGGGUUACAGAGCGCCAGCCUGCCUUAGGCAGCCCUUCACUCUUGCCACUCAUCACCAGGGCCCAGGCGGACCUCCAGCUGAAACACUGCCUUUUUUGGUACCUUCUGCUUCCCUUGCAGCCUCCCUCAUUCCUCUUAAAGGAUUCUGCUGAGAACAGUUCUUGUAGGAGCAUCCCAUCCCAGGCUUUAAGACCUGCAGAAGUUGAGGGAAUGUAGGAUGAACCCUGUGUGCCCCACCCAGCUUCAGUUACCACCUGUUGCCUACUUUGUCUUAUCUUUCCCACUUUACAUCCUCAAGUGUGUCACAGCAUACCUCACACAUGAUGUCAUUUUAUCCAGAUCAGUAUCAUCUAUGGCCCUGAACAGGUAAGGGCUGUACUAACUCCUACUACCAAACCUGGCAAAAUUACAUUAUUCCUCAGUGUCACCUGAUACAGACCAUGUUCAUAUGUCCUCCACCACCACCGUGGUAGUGAUACUACAAUGUACAAAAGAAAUCAAAGGUUCAGUGUAUGUGUUAAGGUCCUGGAUGCCUCGUCUCUUAGUUUCAACACCAGAUUGAAAUGGUUUAUCAUAUGCUUUGUGGCUGGCAUUUUCUUUUCUAUCCUUGGAACUGGAUUGCUGUGGCUUCCUGGAGGCGUAAAGCUUUUUGCAGUGUUUUAUACCCUUGGGAAUCUUGCUGCAUUAGCCAGUACGUGCUUUUUAAUGGGACCCGUGAAGCAGCUAAAGAAAAUGUUUGAAAAAACUAGAGUACUUGCAACAGUCAUUAUGCUUCUCUGCCUCAUAUUCACCCUGUGUGCCGCUCUUUGGUGGCAUAAGAAGGGACUGGCCUUACUAUUCUGCAUAUUGCAGUUCUUAUCAAUGACCUGGUAUAGUCUGUCGUACAUCCCAUAUGCAAGGGAUGCGGUACUUAAAUGCUGCUCUUCUCUUCUAAGUUGAAAAUCAGAAACUGCUCCUGGAAAAGCACCUUGGGAUGCUGAGAGUCCCUUGCUAGUGAAGCACUCUGUUCCUGGUGCAGUGGUCACUCCAGCAACAACCACAGGACAGCUUAAGCCCUUCUGCAUACUGGUCAGACCACACACUCAGUUAAAAAGCUAAAUGUGCCUAGCUUUAACUUUGCUGUAUCAUUAACGUGCUCUUCCAAAGAUAAAGAGAUUUUAAUCAUU